AUGGCACAAGACAGCUCUGCACAGCUGCAGAAAUUUUUGGACGAAAAUCAAUACACGAAGAAUGGCAUUUUACGAUAUGAGAAAAUCGUUGGUGUUGGAUUUGUGAGCAUGGGUGGUAUUGAUACUACUGAGGUUUCGUGUAAACAUCCUUUAUAAUUAAUACUAUGACCGAAACGAAAUGGUCCCGGUUUGACUUAGUUCCAGUCUCAUGUUAGUCAUGUAAACGGGGCCUGACAUGCUUGCAGUAUGCCAUUAUUGCAUUGGGCUAUUCCAUUUAAUAUCCGUACCCCCCCCCCGCCCUUGUCGAGGAUCCCUGGAAUUCUUCAGGGGUAAAGUGUUUUGAGCUUGGAAUUCUUCAGGGGUAAAGGGUUUUGAGCUUGGAAUUCUUCAGGGGUAAAGGGUUUUGAGCUUGGAAUUCUUCAGGGGUAAAGAGUUUUGAGCUUGGAAUUCUUCAAGGGUAAAGGGUUUUGAGCUUGGAAUUCUUCAGGGGUAAGAAGGUUUGAUUUGAAAUUUUUCAGAGCUUGGAAUUCUUCAGGGGUAAAUGGUUUUGAGCUUGGAAUUCUUCAGGGGUAAAAGGCUUUGAGCUUGGAAUUCUUCAGGGGUAAAGGGUUUUGAGCUUGGAAUUCUUUAGGGGUAAAAGAUUUUGAGCUUGGAAUUCUUCAGGGUAAAGGGUUUUGAGCUUGGAAUUUUGGAAUUCUUCAGGGGUAAAAGGUUUUCAGCUUGGAAUUCUUCAGGGGUACAGACAUUCCAACUCUCCCGAUUUUACCGGGAGUCUCCCGAAAAUUCAUGCAAUCUCCCGGUCUCCCGAUUUUUAUCAAAUUCUCCCGAUUUUUCAGAAUAUUCAGGAAAUAUCAUAAAAAAAUUAUAAAUAUACUGUUUUUAGCAACAUAAUAGUCCAUCUCGGACCUUUUUUGAAGUUACUUUAUAGCAAUUUAUAGGAUCAUUUAUAACAACAUAGUCCCAAAAUGCAGGAAAUGCCAUUUCAGAAGACUUAAUUUUUAUUAUUUUUUCCCAGAAGAACUAGAUUUCAAUUCACUGAACAGUCUCCCUAAAUUUUACCUCCAGUAGUUGGAAUGUCUGGGGGUAUAACCAUAAAAAAAACAUGUAUCCUCAACAUGGGGUGUACGGAUAUUAAAUGGAAUAGCCCAUUUUUAAACCCCACCCUAGGGAUGGGCCGAUAUCGAUACCAAAUACUCGGGAGGGUCUUAAAGAAAAUCUGUGGGAAUUCCACAGGGUAGGUUAUUAUUAAAAAAACAACAUGGAAAGUCCAAGGGAUGGUUAGGCCAGCCGGCCAGGGUCAAACGUCAAACUUUUCAUGUGCCGAACCUAAUGUUAAUGAGCUAAGAUCUUUGUUUCACUUCAUUUGCAUUGGGUUUGGCGCAUGAAAAGUUUGACGUUUGGCCUUUAUAGUCAUGGAAAUUCCAGAGACUAGGUCAAAAACCAUUGGUGGAGUUUCCAAGGGAUGAGUAGAAAUUCAUUAAAAAUCUGUGGAAAUUCCAUGGGGUAGGCUGAAAAUUUGUAAAAAAUCUGUGGAAUUCCAUGGGGUAGGCAGGAAAUUCAUUAACAUCUGUGGAAUUCCAAGGGAGGGGCAGGGACAUUGCUAGGGGGGAUGUAACACCCCCCCCCCAAAAAUAAUUCAACGUUGGUCAAAGUUGGUCAAAACGGAACUGAUAUUUGCAUAAAAUUGAAGGUAAAACUCGGAAAAAUUGGUCAAAGUUUGGGAUAAAAGAUAGUCGAAUUUGGUCAAAGUUAUGAAAUGGUUUGCAAUUCUAAUAAUUUUAAAGCUUUUGUUAUGUUUGCAGUGAAAAAAUUGGAAGCCUUGCUUGUCUUGGCCGAAAAAUUUUGAAUCUGCUUAUGUUAGUCCGGAAUAAUGUUUUGGCCUCCCCUCCCUCGUCGACAACAUUUUCGGGAAAAAUUUGUACAACUUGGUCAAAAUCCUAGGAAGUGUUGAUCAAAACAUGACGACACCCCCCCUCCCCCCCCCAAUGUUGAUGGCUUUGCGACAUCCCUGGGGAGGGGGGUCCAAAAAAUGGAUGUUCCCCAUAGGGGGGUGUGGAUUAAAAAUGCAAUAUUAAGCCAUUGUGUCUCCAGUGUAUCACCAUUAGUAUGUACUAGUAUAUUUUACAAUGGCCUGUGCUGUGACAACAUCCAGAAUGCAGUGUUGUACCACACAUGUAAUAAAACAAUCUUAUAAUUUUAGGAGUUUGUGGCCAGAUUGAAUUUGAAGGAAAAUCAAAAAGUUCUGGACAUUGGGUGUGGUAUUGGAGGUAGUGCAUUUUAUAUGGCCAAGGUAAUAUUGGCAACUUCUGGCUGGAAUCUUGCCCCUUAUCUCACAAUUAAUUCAUCCCAUUUGUAAUCCAGACGGGACUCCCAUCAGUGGUGUAAUGCUCAUUGGGUAGGGAUUGGGCCCCCCAUCAGCCACGGCCAGUAUCACCCAGAAAAUUAGAAAAUGUAAAAUAUGCAGGUUAAUUGAGAAUUAAUGGGAAAUGCGAAUUAAUGGGAAAUGCAAAUUAAUUAUGCUAAAUAAUAAAACCUCCAUCGACAACGGUAGCUGAUUUUGUUACUCCAUCUGAAAUAAAACAAAAUUUAUUCUUAUUGUGUUGGAAAUUGUUAUUGUUAUAGACACGGAAUUUUCCAGAACAUUUUAUAAAUAUUAUAUCAAUAUAAAUAUAAUAUCUCAGUCAAACAGGGACCCCAAAACCAAAUAAUGCCUAAGGGCCCCUUCUUCCUCUGUUACGCCACAGUGACUCCCAUCUCUGAAUUAAUGCUAGUAUUUCGAAAUGAAAUGAAUAGUCAGUAUGCUAGUGCCUUGGGCUAUGUCCACACUAAUCUCUUUUCGUAGCAUUUUCGUAUUGAUUCAGGUAAAUAGACCAUAUUAUUCUCUAUUCCCUUGUGAACGGAAAACAGUACGAAAACGCUACAAAAAUGGAUUAAGUAUGAAUGUAUAACAUACCUUAAUUAAUGAAACUAUUAUUGUCUUAUAAAGAAAUUUGGUGCGAAUGUGUUGGGGAUUGACCUGUCAAACAACAUGAUGAAUAUUGCGUUGGAGAGAGCUGCCAGUGAAGCUGAUAUAAAAGACAAGGUUAUAGUUGCCGCAUUUCAUAUGGUUGAUCAAUCCUGCUCUGGACUUCUGUCUGUCCACAAGUGUUUGACCAGGUCUGCCCCCCCCCCCCUUAAUUAGCCCCAAAUUAUGUUUCUCUUGGAAUUAUUUUGAAAUCAGAUCUUUAAUCUUUGUCUUCUAAAAACGUAAUUCUUAGCAGUCAAAAGAACAUGUAACACUGCACUCAAAAUUGAAGACGAAACAGCUUGGUAAUGGCCUAACACUAACAUAAUUGCCGAACUUAUUCUUAAAAUCAGCCUUACAUACUAAAUAUUUCAACUACAUAUAGGAAAUUGUAGCUUCUAUUGCUUCUGAAUGUAUGUGCAGGCCGGGAUGUGCAGUGACUGUUGAACGAAUAUGCUAUAGCAAAAUUUAAGCUUGUACAAUUGUAGUAAUUAUAUAUGUACAGUUGUAGUAAAAUUUAAGCUUGUACAGUUGCAGAUAAUAUUACCACAUGACCACAAUGGAAGUGAGCUUUGUUAGACAUGCGUUAUAAAUUAUAUAUGUUUUGUAUUUAAGGUUGAGUUGAAAGUCAUGGAUGCAUUAACAGCCCCAUUUGAGCCAGCCUCGUUUGAUGUAAUUUAUUCCAGAGACACUAUCCUGUAUAUUGAACAGAAGAAGGAACUGUUUAAAUUGUGUCUGGUUGGUUAAACUUUGCAUUAUUCUUGACAAAAGUUAUCAAUUCUGACAUGUACUUUUCCCUGUUGACAAUUAAUGGUAAUACAGUAUGUACAUGUACGUUAGUACAUACCUAUUGUGUUAAUCUUUUUAUCAUGCAAGAGUAGAAUUUGGUAAAUGGUUUUUAACAUUUCAGAAAUUAAUAAACAUCUGCUGCCCUUAGUGAUGCUUACUAAAGCCCGACAAUUAAAAUACUCCAAUUUCAUUAUCGCUAUCGAGUUUGUGUCAGUCUACAGUAUAAUAUUUGGGUUUUUUUCUCUUGACUAUAGAAAUGGUUAAAACCAGGUGGCCAGUUUCUCAUCUCAGAUUACUGCUGUGGUACAAAUAUAGACAAUGAAGAAUUCGAGAAUUAUGUAAAACAAAGAAAUUACUUCUUGUUAGACCCUGCUUCUUAUGGAAAGGUUUGUCUUUGAACUCUUCAACCAUAUUCUUAGGUUCAAUCACACAGAUGUGUGAAGUACCUAAAUUAUGGGCGAUGCCAAUACACUGACUAACAAUACCAACUAGCGCUUGUAGCUAAAAAGAGAACAACAUUCUGUUCUUGUUUAAAAUAUGUAAAUGUGAAGUUCUCAAAUGUAUUUAGAGUGAAGACUGAAGUUACGGAAUACAGCCAGGGUAAAAAUAAAAGUUUCGCAAUUUUUCGUAAAAGGGAACAAAUAAAAGUUUCGUUAAAGGUCCAGACACACCCGGACACCCGGACGCGAUUCGACAACGCGACGCGAUUUUUUAGUUUUUGAAAGUUAAUGAAACAGUCAAUGAGAGCAAAUUUUAAAAGAUAUGUAGACCAAAUAACUCAAAAUGUUAUAGCUGUUAUAAUGUUUUGGUUUUGCGGAAAUGUAGAGCAUGAUUGUUGCUUCUUAAUUGAUACGUUUGAUUCCUACGGAUUGUGAAAAUUAACUCCUCGGCCCAGAGGUGAUGAUGCAAUUGAAGUACCUUUCAUUAUUUUUAUCAUUUCUAUAAGAAAAGCAUCCUUGACUGACCUUUGACUUCCCCCCCCCGCCCCAUCGAAACACGACAAUUGAAAGGAAAUUGAAACAUGCUGUAUAAGCAUUUUCUUUUAUGGUCCUUUUAUGUCAAUGUCAUUAGUUUUGCUCUAGUGGCCAGGAGAAAGGAAACUCAAUAUGCUUCAAUACCGUGGGGUUGAAGUGAUUUUGAACAAAAACUUUUUUAGCUUCUUGAAAAAGUUGGUUUUGUUGGGGUGGAUGCUCAAGACAGAACAGAACAGUGUAUAAGUUUGAUGUCAAAAGCGAAAGCACGCACAGAACAGAAUAAAGAUAAUUUACUAAAGGUAUAACACCAGUAACAGUUUGUCAGCAAAAGUUGGGUGUGGUUCCCCCCCCCCCCAAGCACGUAGCCUUUGCUACACCCCUGGCUCACAAUGUAUAAUGCUUACUUGAAAUCUCAAAACCAUAAUUUGUUCUCAAAGCAGUGCCGUAGCAAGCUCGAUAAUUGGGGGGCAUACUCAUUUAUUCAUGUUCACAGACCAUAAAAACAAUCGAUUUCAAAAGAAAUUAAUAACGCAGAAUAUGAAUAUAUGAAUAUGAGCCCCCCCCCAAUUAUCGAGUUCGCUACGGCACUGCAAAGGCAUAUUGUCAUUGUACAUUGAUCACAUUUUUCUAAUUUUAGCAUUUUACUCAAGAAGAUUACGACGCCUUGAUAUUGGAAUGGGGGGGAUGUAUAAAACGUUGCUCAGUUGGCUAUCUAAAAUGGGGCUUGUUCUACGCCAAGAAAGCAACUUAA
Messenger RNA from Paramuricea clavata, 5518 nucleotides. Lineage: Eukaryota; Metazoa; Cnidaria; Anthozoa; Malacalcyonacea; Plexauridae. The record is from the annotation of a GenBank genome assembly.